Messenger RNA from Echinops telfairi (small Madagascar hedgehog), 4411 nucleotides. It is a transcript of the gene USP7, whose product is annotated as ubiquitin specific peptidase 7. NCBI's taxonomy places the organism in Eukaryota, Metazoa, Chordata, Mammalia, Afrosoricida, Tenrecidae. The transcript is spliced from 30 exons. The record is from RefSeq and is a predicted model, not a curated record. Gene Ontology annotation, biological process: regulation of protein stability; protein deubiquitination. The coding region runs from base 59 to 3226 and encodes 1055 amino acids. Gene Ontology annotation, molecular function: cysteine-type deubiquitinase activity; cysteine-type endopeptidase activity; protein binding. Gene Ontology annotation, cellular component: nucleus; cytosol.
GGAUACCGAUGACCCCCCCAGGAUUACCCAGAACCCUGUGAUCAACGGGAAUGUAGCCAUGAGCGAUGGCCACAACACCACCGAGGAGGACAUGGAGGACGACACCAGCUGGCGCUCGGAGGCCACUUUCCAGUUCACGGUGGAACGCUUCAGCCGACUUAGCGAGUCGGUCCUGAGCCCACCGUGCUUUGUGCGGAACCUGCCCUGGAAGAUCAUGGUGAUGCCGCGCUUCUACCCUGACCGGCCCCAUCAGAAGAGCGUCGGCUUCUUUCUACAGUGCAAUGCCGAGUCAGACUCCACGUCGUGGUCUUGCCAUGCACAAGCCGUGCUGAAGAUCAUAAACUACCGAGAUGAUGAGAAGUCCUUCAGCCGCCGCAUCAGCCACCUGUUCUUCCAUAAAGAAAACGACUGGGGAUUUUCCAACUUCAUGGCCUGGAGUGAAGUCACUGACCCCGAGAAAGGAUUUCUUGAUGACGACAAAGUCACCUUCGAGGUCUUCGUGCAGGCAGAUGCCCCCCACGGAGUUGCGUGGGACUCCAAGAAGCACACAGGCUAUGUUGGGCUAAAGAACCAGGGGGCUACUUGCUACAUGAACAGCCUGCUGCAGACUUUGUUUUUCACAAACCAACUACGAAAGGCAGUGUACAUGAUGCCGACCGAGGGUGACGAUUCUUCAAAAAGUGUCCCGUUGGCCUUGCAGAGAGUGUUCUAUGAACUUCAGCACAGUGACAAACCUGUGGGAACCAAAAAGCUCACCAAGUCCUUUGGGUGGGAGACACUGGACAGUUUCAUGCAGCAUGACGUGCAGGAGCUGUGCCGAGUGCUACUUGACAACGUGGAGAAUAAGAUGAAGGGCACGUGCGUGGAAGGCACCAUUCCCAAGUUAUUCAGAGGCAAAAUGGUGUCGUACAUCCAGUGUAAAGAAGUAGACUACCGAUCUGAUAGAAGAGAAGAUUAUUAUGACAUCCAGCUCAGUAUCAAAGGAAAGAAAAACAUCUUUGAAUCAUUUGUGGACUACGUGGCAGUGGAACAGCUCGACGGUGACAAUAAAUACGACGCCGGGGAGCAUGGCUUACAGGAAGCUGAGAAAGGUGUGAAAUUCCUAACCCUGCCACCAGUGUUACAUCUGCAGCUGAUGAGGUUUAUGUACGACCCUCAGACGGACCAGAACAUCAAGAUCAACGACAGGUUUGAGUUCCCUGAACAGUUACCGCUGGAUGAAUUUUUGCAAAAAAACGACCCCAAGGACCCUGCCAACUACGUGCUACAUGCAGUUCUGGUUCACAGCGGCGACAACCAUGGCGGGCACUACGUGGUUUAUCUCAACCCCAAAGGGGACGGCAAAUGGUGCAAGUUCGACGACGACGUGGUGUCUCGGUGCACAAAGGAGGAGGCCAUCGAGCACAACUACGGGGGCCAUGACGACGACCUGUCUGUGCGGCACUGCACUAACGCCUACAUGUUAGUUUAUAUCAGGGAGUCCAAGCUGAGUGAAGUCCUGCAGGCGGUCACCGACCACGACAUCCCGCAGCAGCUGGUGGAGCGGUUGCAGGAGGAGAAGAGGAUCGAGGCACAGAAGCGGAAGGAGCGGCAAGAAGCCCAUUUGUACAUGCAAGUGCAGAUAGUCGCCGAGGACCAGUUUUGUGGCCACCAGGGAAACGACAUGUAUGACGAGGAGAAGGUCAAGUACACUGUGUUCAAAGUGCUGAAAAACUCCUCGCUCUCCGAGUUCGUGCAGAACCUCUCCCAGACCAUGGGGUAUCCACAGGAUCAAAUCCGAUUAUGGCCCAUGCAAGCAAGGAGUAAUGGGACGAAGCGGCCGGCCAUGUUGGACAACGAAGCCGACGGGAACAAGACGAUGAUCGAGCUCAGCGACAAUGAGAACCCAUGGACGAUAUUCCUGGAGACAGUGGACCCUGAGCUGGCGGCCAGCGGGGCGACCCUGCCCAAGUUUGAUAAAGACCAUGAUGUGAUGUUGUUUCUGAAGAUGUACGACCCCAAAACACGGAGCUUGAACUACUGUGGACACAUCUACACCCCAAUAUCCUGCAAGAUCCGUGACUUGCUCCCUGUGAUGUGCGACAGAGCGGGGUUCAUCCAGGAUACUAGUCUUAUCCUCUAUGAGGAAGUUAAACCGAAUUUAACAGAGAGAAUUCAGGACUAUGACGUGUCCCUUGAUAAAGCCCUUGAUGAGCUGAUGGAUGGUGACAUCAUCGUGUUCCAGAAGGAUGACCCUGAGAACGACAACAGUGAGCUGCCCACAGCCAAGGAGUAUUUCCGAGACCUCUACCACCGCGUCGAUGUCAUCUUCUGUGACAAGACGAUCCCCAACGACCCGGGCUUCGUCGUCACCUUGUCCAAUAGGAUGAACUAUUUUCAGGUGGCAAAGACUGUCGCACAGAGGCUGAACACAGACCCCAUGUUGCUUCAGUUUUUCAAGUCUCAAGGUUACAGAGAUGGCCCCGGCAACCCUCUUAGACACAAUUAUGAAGGUACUCUAAGGGAUCUUCUACAGUUCUUCAAGCCUAGACAACCUAAGAAACUUUACUAUCAGCAGUUGAAAAUGAAAAUCACAGACUUUGAAAACAGAAGAAGCUUCAAGUGUAUAUGGCUGAACAGCCAGUUUAGGGAGGAGGAAAUAACACUAUACCCAGACAAGCACGGCUGCGUCCGGGACCUGCUAGAAGAAUGUAAAAAGUCCGUUGAGCUCGGGGACAAAGCAUCAGGGAAACUCAGGCUGCUAGAGAUUGUAAGCUACAAAAUCAUCGGUGUGCAUCAAGAAGAUGAACUAUUAGAGUGUUUGUCCCCUGCAACGAGUCGGACGUUCCGGAUAGAGGAAAUACCUCUGGACCAGGUGGAUGUGGACAAGGAGAAUGAGAUGCUGAUCACCGUGGCACACUUCCACAAGGAGGUGUUCGGAACGUUCGGGAUCCCGUUCUUGCUCAGGAUACACCAGGGGGAGCAUUUCCGAGAGGUGAUGAAGCGGAUCCAGAGCCUGCUGGACAUCCAGGAGAAGGAGUUCGAAAAGUUUAAAUUUGCAAUUGUAAUGAUGGGCCGACACCAGUACAUAAAUGAAGAUGAGUAUGAAGUAAACUUGAAGGACUUUGAGCCUCAGCCUGGUAACAUGUCUCACCCCCGGCCGUGGCUCGGGCUGGACCACUUCAACAAAGCCCCCAAGAGGAGUCGCUACACCUAUCUUGAAAAGGCCAUUAAAAUCCAUAACUGACUUCCUGACCUGGUGUGCUCGAGGCCAGGGGCCGGGCGUGGGGGCGCUCCUUUUUAACGUCUGUAGAACUUGGGCCACCCAAGCGCUCUGCCCGAAGUCUUCAGCAAGAGGAUUUGCUGCUGGUGUUAAUUUUAUUUUGUUGAGGCUGUUCAGUUUGGCUUCUUCUCUGUAUCUAUUGACUGCCCUUUUUGAGCAAAAUGAAGGUGUUUUUAUAAAGCUUGGAUGCCCAUGAGAGUUAUUUUAUGGUAACCAGAGUGAGGCGGCUGGCGAGGCGGCAGGGCGGGGCUGCGAGCCAGAGGGCUGGCUGCUGCCUUGCGUGGGUCCCCUCCUCCACCUCUGCAAUGAGGCCGUCCACUGAGGGGCCUGUGGGCUCCAGGUCCUGCAGUGCACUUCCAGUGACCUCGUGUGCAUCUGUAAAGGCAACACCAGAAUCCACAACCUACUUAGUGGCCAUUCCUCCUCCCUUCCCAUGUGCACUGUUGGCCCUUCCUCGGGGCUCCCUCGUGGCGGCGUCUCGUCUGGGGCAGCCCGGGCCACAGCUCCCUACCCAUCUUGAGGAGUGGACACAGAAGUCAUGCUUGGCAGACAGGUUGGGAGUCUCCCUCUCCCCUGAAAUCCCAUCAAAAACCUUGUUCUGUAAAGUUCAGGUUGACUCCCCGCGGCUGCCUUGGGCAAAGGUCUCAGAGAGCAGGUGAAGGGCUAUCACAGUGGUGGCAGGGGCAUGCUCACUAGUGGUUAGUAAGCUGUUGACUUUGUUUUUAAAAAGUUAAAAAGUGACAAUAAAAAGGAGGGUGAGAAGGUGGAUUAACAUUGUAUAUUUAAUGAGUAGACCUGUACAAGCGACUGCUUGGAAGGGUUGCUUUUUGUCGGCUGAGUCUGCUGGCGGCACCCCCUGGGAGGAGAACUCACUGGGGUCUCUCCACCCAGCCUGCUUUCUCCCUCUGGGGGGGAAGGGAGAGGGAGUCAGCCCCGCCGGGAGUUUCAAGCCGAGUGCAGUAAAGUAGAAUACGCAAAUCACACCGGCGCGUGCGCGCCCCCCCCCCCCCAAUUCUCCUUUCCCUCCAUCCUUUCCCAGAGUUUUUUUUUUCUUUUUUUCCAUAGCUGCAGUGUACACCAACUCUCCUGUAUAUUGCCUUUUGCUGGAACAUGUUGUAUGUUGAAUAAAGUUUUCUAUAAAAAUGAUAA